This is a messenger RNA of Blepharisma stoltei, 2849 nucleotides long. The record is from the annotation of a GenBank genome assembly. Lineage: Eukaryota; Ciliophora; Heterotrichea; Heterotrichida; Blepharismidae.
AUGAUAGGAUUUAAUAUGAUGGAUGAGAAUCGAACUUCCUCUGAAAACACUGCACCCCAAUUUCGACGGCACUCUAAAAGGCGAUUCACCGAAACCAACGCUGGCCAUUUUGAGGCAGAAGCCAUCAAAAAGACUUUGAAUUCUUUACCCAAACUUCCGGAUGGCCAAAGGCUUGGCAUUUAUAGCCUUUUCGCAGUCUACGCCAACACCAGUGAUAUUAAUCUGAAUAUUCCAAACACCCUAAUAAGGAUCGAUAACGAAUCGACGUAUUUGCUUACUCCCCCCCCCCCCCCCUCCGUGAGCGAACAAAAAAAUUUUGUUCACUCACGGAGGGGGGGUUAAUUUUUUUUUUUUAAAAAAAUUUUUUAUAUAUAAAUUUUAUAAAAAAAAUAUUUUUUUCGAAAUUUAAAAAAAUCCUAAUUUGCAAAAAUUGGGAAGCAAAUAUUAAUUUAAUUUGCAAAAUUUAUGUUUUAAAACGCAAUUUGUUUAAAAUUAAACAGAAUUAGCUCUAGAUUUCAUUAUACUAAUUAUCACUUAUAUAUCAAAAUUUUUUUCCAUUAAAAAUUUUUUCUAUUAAAAAAAUUUUUGUUCACUCACGGAGGGUGGGUUUUUGGUCAAAAAAUGGCGAUUUUUCUAAUGGUUUUGUUCGCUCACGGAGGGGGGGGGGGGGGGGAGUUAGAACUAACGACUCUGGAAAAAUUGUGUCUCGCUCUUGCAACGAUGACGAUUUCUUUCAUUUCUUACAGACGAAGAGAGCUUCAACUUUCUUCUACAAAACUCUUUACAAAGAAAGCAUGGUCUUUAAUUCCAAAAGCAGCGCAGAAGUCUUUUGAAAAUCAUCCAAGGACUGGCCAGCUCUUAUUCAGUCUUGCAUUCAAUGCAAAACGAAGCCCAAUUCAAUUACAAGAGCACUCUGAAGGGCUGGCAUGAAAACUAAAUACUACACAAUUAUUAAUCGCCAACAGCAGACUGAGCCGAAAACCCCAAGAAAAUGCACGAUGCCAAGCAUGUACCAUAGUAGAAAAAGUCAAGUAGAUUUUAAGUACACAAACAUGAUCCUCAAGACCUCCCGAUCGAUGAACAACCCUUACAAAGUCAACCUGACGUCUCGAAAGAGUCUUGAAAAGGUAAAGAUUGAAAAAGCUGGCACUUUGAAAAACAGGGAAAAGCCUGCGCCUGAUCCUCAAGAGCCGACUGAAAAGCCGAAUGAAUUGAUAGUGAACACAAGAGCCCCAGAAAGUCUUUUCGUGGUUGAAGAUCCUCUCAAGGAAAACGACCUCGAGCAACUGGUAAAUGAAUUAAUUGAUUUUUUGAAUAUCAAUAUUUAUCGAGACCAAAAGCUGAUUGGGAUUGUUCUUGAUUUUAUCCGCGAUCAAGAUGAAAAUUGGUUUCUAUUAGAUUGCAAGGAAAUUUCAGCGGUCAAUAAUUAUAUUGCCACAAAAGGCAAAAGAAAAGCACAGAUGAUUGGGCAGGAAUCGAGAACGAGGCUAAGUAUAGACACCACGAAGCUGAAAUUCAAAAAUCUUAAGACCGGGGUGGAUGAAGACAUUGAUGAAAAGCAGGCCUGCCCGUUUGUAAUCAGAUCUCCACCUCCACCGCCAUCUUCAGGCUUGAUCAAAAAAUCAACGCAAGAUUUAAUGGAGCAUUGAAAUAAAGUCAACCAAAAACUUGAGACAGUGCUCAAUAAGAAGCCUUCAAAUAAGUUUAGCAAUGCUAGCGUCCAAGAGCAGAGCAUUAAAGCUUAUCAAGCAAGAUUCAAUUUAAAAAAUGGGCUUUUAGAUGUCAGUGAGCAGUCAAGUUCUAAUGAUAUAUCACCUCCACAACUGUCUCCACCCACUUCGAACUCAUUGUGAUCUGAUGAUAACUUAAGUUAUGUAUUGUGAGGCUAUUAGCAGAUAGACCACUAGCCUGUCUAUUAGGAUUAAACCCACAUAACUUAAGGAUUAUUUCUCUAAGCCCAGAGCCAUCUCUUGUGAAUGCCCCGCUAGCCCUGAUAAGCAAAGACUAAGUGGCCACAAAACCUGUGUAAUCAGUCUGGCCAGGGAAAAACAUCGAGGAAGAAACAAAGACUCCCUCUUUCGCAGGCAUUCCCAAACUUGAAGACCUGCUUCAAAAGCGGCAGAGGCACUAUUUUCAGCUUCAUUGGAAGAGUUCUACCUGCUCCAUAGUGUGCAUCUCAGCGCCGACAUCACUAUUUUAUUUCAAUCUGAUGAUAAGGACGAACACAUCAAUAAAUGCCUGUAUAAUGUUUUACUCUCUCAAUUUAAAAUUAAAGUUUUCUUUUGCUUUUAAUGGAGUAUAAUUAAAAUAAAUUAUCUACAGUCUCUUUAGAAUAAACAGAGAAAAAUAAACUAUUUCAGUUAAGCUAAAGACUAAUGAAAAAAUUUUAUACUUUCAAAAGAAAGAAAUGAUAGAUUUCACUCUAUAAUAAAUAGAGAGAGCUAGAAAAAUUCGAAGAAAUGAAUAUGAACGCUGAGCUAUUGAAGGUGAGGCAGCAAAAUUUAAUUCGCAAAUAUGGAGGAGAAGAUUUUUGGACAAGAUUUAUUGACAGCUUAUAUAAGAAAAUCAUGUCUACUGACUGCCCGCUUAAAAAGUAUUUUUUGAGCUCAAGCCUGACAAUGAUAACAAAUGGGAUGCAUAAGGUCUUCAAUGGCUGCGCAAGCUUGCAAUUUAGAAGAAAAAUAAAAGCUGCACAUCAAAAUAUGGGAAUUCAAGAGAGUGAAUUUUUGACCUACUCUAGCCUCUUUGAAGAAACACUCAAUGAGUUCAAUAUUGAAGAAUGCGACAAAGAGAUGAUUGUUUCACAAAUAAGGAUGAUGAAAACAUUGGUAUGCCAGCAGCCAACAUAA